Varroa destructor (honeybee mite) is the source of this 6619-nucleotide messenger RNA. It is a transcript of the gene Pdcd4, whose product is annotated as Programmed cell death 4. NCBI's taxonomy places the organism in Eukaryota, Metazoa, Arthropoda, Arachnida, Mesostigmata, Varroidae. The record is from RefSeq and is a predicted model, not a curated record. Gene Ontology annotation, biological process: negative regulation of DNA-templated transcription. Gene Ontology annotation, cellular component: cytosol; nucleus.
CUAAAAGCCCGGCGUAUGACAGACGAAAUUAAUAAACUGGAUAAAGUAAUUUCGGUUAUAGUGCUAUUGAUUAUCAUCGACUGUAGAGAUUAGCCCUAUCGCGUCCCACUACGUGAUGUUGUGUCUAACUGCCUAACCCCGGCGAUUGUUGUUGAAAGAGACGAAGCAACGCGUAACGUCGCACUUCCGUAGCGCGUUUCUCCAGUAAGCGUGCAAAGCAAUUGACACUUGUUUUCGCUGGUGAUUUGCAUCACCGAUUUAACAAGCAUUUGGCCGGUUGUCAGCGGUGAUCAUUUACAGUGAUUUUAGCGGAAGACAUCGUUUUUGUUGGCUGCAGGUUUCGGUUUAAUUUCGCGCGUGGAGACACCUUUACCAUUGCUUGCUUACCCAUACCUACAGCCAGUCCAACCCUAGCAAGUCUGUCACUUGUGCUGCCGCACGAGUUUGUUACGACGAACUAUCUACAGCUGUCGUCGUUCACCACCCUAAUAGACUAAAGGACCAUAUAACUUAAGGAGAUAUAAUCGCGAAACAAAUCGGAAAUCGUUGCCGUUCCAUAUUAGUGGGCUUUGGGACACCAGUUUUCUUUUUACCGGUGGCUUAUAGUUUUACUAUUCUCAUUAUACACAACGACCCGGAGUAUUUUGCGUGGCCCUGCCACUGUUCUUCUUUUCCUAUACUCUUGUCAACGUGUUGCAAAAAGUUUGCAUCAGAACUGGUGCGGUUACGAACGCCGUGCACAACUGCCGUUGCUGCUGUUCGUUUGCUGAAGCUUAAAUAGCGUGAAGAACUUAAACCGGGUAGCAGUGCAACCCCGGUACGGUUGCUUAAGGUGAAGUGUGAUAACAUCUGUCCGUUUUGUUUGUUUAUUCUACUGCCCCUAUUUCGGCUGCCGGCACAAAAUGAGCUCCAGCACCAGCGCGGACGUCAAGGCCAACGGAGGCACUAAUAAUGGUGUUAUGCCACCGUCCGCAUUACCAAACAAUGCUACAGGAGCGGGCGUACCUCGGAAACGCGCAAAGAGAAAUUCAAGAACGCUAUCCACUGGUGAUGCUUCAACGGUUGAAGCAAUCUUGCUAGCCAAAGCGUGCCCUCAGUUAAAAAACUCUCGGAGAAGCCGUGCCGGUAGAGGUAGAGGCGCUCCUAAAAAAGGGGGUGCCGGAGGCAAGGGUACGUGGGGCACUCCUGGGUCAGAAAUGCAACCUGACGUCGUCGACCAGCGUGACCCAAAUUACGAUUCAGAUGGAGAGCGCGAAGAUAAUGUCGAAUUCGAAGCAAUAGCACCCGCUGUUCGACCCGAAGAUUUGGAGAAGGUGGCUGGCCCAUUGAUUGUAGAGUACUUCGAACACGGCGAUACCAAUGAAGUUAUUAUGUCAUUGGAAGAGCUUAAUCUUAGUGAAGUACGCGCUGACCUCGUAGCACUGAUAAUUCAGCUUUCUCUUGAGCGGAAACCUUCACACCGAGAGAUGUCAUCCGUACUUCUUAGCGAUUGCUAUGACAGGGUGCUUGAGGAAAAAGACUAUGAAAAUGGAUUAAAGCUUCUUCUUGACUCGAUUGCUGACAUCUCGCUUGAUACGCCGGAAGCUGCAACGUGGAUCGGAAAUUUCGCGGCUCGUUGUGUAGCUGAUGAUUGCCUGGCGCCCAAGUUUCUACAGGAGUCAUCGCACGAGCCCGAUUCUUUAACAGAUAAGGCUCGGGAGAGCUUGUCUCACGCCACCGCUCUUCUCAAAAUGCCUCACGGAAUGGUUCGGCUGGAUAACGUUUGGGGGACUGGUGGCGGUAUGCGUCCUGUACAGUCUCUGGUGAAACAAAUCCAGUUAAUUCUGCAGGAGUAUCUUGCGUCGGGUGAUGUGUCUGAAGCUCAACGAUGUCUUAAAGAGCUCGAGGUUCCGCAUUUUCACCAUGAGUUAGUGUAUGAAGGAGUUAUAGCUGCAAUUGAGGAUAUGCACGAUGCUGCUAUUUGCUCGCUCGUGAAGCUGCUCAAGGAAUGCGACCGUAGUGGCAUCGUAACGCCUCAACAAAUGCAAAGGCUCUCGCUUGAGGGGCACCGCGCUCUGACUAUAACAUGGACUGAUUGACAUUGUUGUAGAUUACCCAUUAUUUAUCACCCGUCCGCGUCUUUACGAGAAAAGGGUUGUCCUUAUUUCAUUUUAGGGGCUGAUCGGCCGUGUAUACAGAAUUUAACAGCGUAUGAUUUGUUGAAUUAGGAGAAUUCUAAAUCUCUGCACGAUUGUCGUAAUCUUAGAUUACAGUAAGAAUUUCAACGUCCUCAUAGCUAGAGGGUCGACCUGCAGUUGCCUCGUUUUCAAGCUGAAGUCGCCAUUUUGAAAACAAGCUAACCACAUUUUUACCUUGAAUUCGGCUAUAGUAUUAAGUUUGUGUACGUUACAAAUUUUUCUAAAAGUUUGGGUCACAUAGACAUCGAUUUUUCGUCUGGAGGUGUUUAGAUUAUUUAAUUAUUAGUCUCGUUUUAUCUCUAUGCAGUUUUUUUGUAUUCUUUUGCCGUUUUCUAGGUAUAUUGUGAUAUAUACUGGCGAAGACUAAAGAUAAUAAACAGCCUAGGGUUGAGCUUUACUUUGAAGUGAUUAUACCGUAAUUUAAGAUGCCGUGGAAGUGUUUUCAUAUUCGCUAGAAAUCACAAAUUUAUACGGGCAACCACAGACCGCAUAAAUAAGCAGCUAAAUAUGAUGCAAAAAACAACCAUUUUUUAACAAUAAAACAACCACUGCCCAAUCAAUUCAGUUUGUGGCCAUUAGCCAAUAAAUAGGCCGCCCAGGAAUUUCACAUAUCGAAGCACCUGAACUAAAUAUCUGCAUGCAUAUUUAACGUGAAAAAGUUGCUUUUCUCUGCUUUCUAAUGAUAAGGCCCAUGACGACAGUGUCUUUAGAAAAGCAUUUUUAAUUUAAUAAUUUAGUAGACCCCUAACUGCAACUACUGCUACAAUUCGGCUUUGGCACACUUCGAGCGCGUUCUCUUUUAUGCCCGGUUCUUAAAAUUUGGGGCGUUGUAUUCUUAAGUUGUGAAGUGUUUGUAACCUUCGUGUUCGGCUCGGAUUCGUUCUUUUUGCAUAAUGUCAUACGUUUUCGAUCGUAUUCAAGUUGAAUUUUCAAGCCACGGCGGAGCGUUAACAACAUCAGCGAUAAACACCUCAAAAACACAGUUUGCCUUUUAACAUAGUGACUGAUCAUACGUGAACACCUAGUUCUAUUCGGACACCAUUCUCGUAAUCAGGGCGGCGCUUUUCUUCCAAAUUACUUUACCGCAUUGUCGUUUUUCCGUAACUACACAAGCAAAAUGUAACUCCUGUACUAUGGAUGGAAAUUAUAGCUACGUCAUUAUUUGGCUCUUGUUGAAUUACAUAGAACUUGUAAGAUGGAGCCGGAACACCUGUUGAGCAUUACAACCUGAUAAUAAAAUGCGAUUCCUCUAAAAAACAGUUCCUUUUUGGGAUCUCAACUGUUCAACUUAGAGAUAGUUUAUUCAAAAUUCAUACUACUGUGCACAGUUUAAGCAGCGCUUUUUGGCUAAUGUACGACAGUUAAAAUCACCAUUUCAAUCCGACCUCAAAAGGUCCUUGUGACUACGCGCUCUGUCACCUUUGCGCCAUCCCCUGGUGCUGAUAAAAGAAAACAUAAGCUGGUGUCUUUGUAGUUCGGCUAGAAAUGGCCUGUUUCCUCGCUGCAUUGUGCACCAUUUUCGACUUUUGUUUCUUUUUUUUCUUAAAGAUUUAAGCAUUUUAUCUUUCACCUUCUAUGCUAAAUUACUCGCUGCGUAGUUUGAUACCCCGAGCCACUGUGAGGAGAAUUAUCCAAUUCAGUUCACAGUGGCUUUUUUUUGCAUUACCCUAGUUUAAUAAAGUCCCUGUUUUUCGUGAACUUAUUACGAGCUUAUGUAAAGUCGUAAAGGAGGCACGAAAAUUCAACUUCAAAAUAGAGUGUGACAACAACAUGUCGCUGUUGUCGUCGAUAAGAGUAAAAAUUACUGCUUGUAAAAAGAUCUCGAAUCAUCGGCCUUUUCAACGACGAUUCGGACGAAGGCGCAAUCGAAUACUCGAAUUAUGCCUAAUGGCUCGCAUGUUCACGCAUAUUGUGAUGAACAAUUAUUACGUUACAUCUCUCAGUAAGGACGUAUUUUGAUCUGGCCUAAUUUAAAUACAUAUAUAUAUAUAAAACGCCAAUGUUUCAUGCGAUGUGCGGCGAAUAUAGAGAAGUACCGUGUGAUCCACAUGUCUUCAAGAUUCGUACUACCUAUCUGAAGUAAAGAUGACUGGGUUAUCAUACCCUAGACCGCUUGCUACUGAUUGUGCAGUUUUGGGAGUGUCUUCAAAAGAAACUAGUACGACAGUGCCGUCUCAAAAAUUCGCGAUAAACAGUGACGUGACUAGGGCACAUUCUCUUCUCCGAGUUUUUGUUGCUUUCAAAAGCGUACAAAUUAUUUACAUAUAACUAAUAUAAAAACUGCAAAAGAAUCAAGUGCGUAACUUCUUUCUUAAUCUUUCCUCCUAUUGCAGAUCUUGCACAUUAUACCUGUUCUGGUUAAUACACUGCCAACAAAAUCCUCCGUCAGAAAACGUUUCACUUUGUGUCGGCGUAUCCUUGCUCAAUGCUAUUUUUACAUUUGACAAUACCGUUAGUUUUCUGGCGUAAACUUUAGUUUGAAAGUAUGCCCCUACCUGCAAACACGGAUAGGAUACAUUUACUAAUGCUCCUGCUCAAUGUGUGUCAGUUUUGUCGAUUGUACCGUUUAUUUUCAAUGUAGCUUUGUCGUUCUAAGGAGGCUUCUCCAAAAAGUGUGCAUUUAUAUUUUUCCAUUAUUAUUAUUAUUAUUAUACCAUUCGCAAUUGUUUUUUGGCCAGACUACCUCUAUCUAUAUAAUGUACCAUUGCUAUAAUGUAAAUUUUCCCUUUACAAUGAUUGCGAUUGAUUUAAUUUGCUAACGCCAAGCUCAUCACCCAUUCAUUUUACAGAUUUUUUUCAGUAUUUUGCUAUGCUUGUCUGGUACUCUUUCUUGGUUAAUGAAACUUGCUGAUCUCCUUAAUUUUAUAUAAAAACUCAAAGUAGUUCCAUCCGUUUCGAACUCAUCUUCUAUCCGAUUAAUUGUAAGUUGCCCCGGUAGAUCCGCUUGUAACUGAUAUUACAUACUGUUUUUCUACUGCAUAUUUACAAUUGCACCAGCAUAUUAAAAUGAAUUUUUAUUGGUCAAAGUUAAUCUUAGUCCAUUCACUUUAAAUAGAUUAUAUUGUAAGAGAAAAACGAUUAUAAAGUUAUGACCGGUUAACCAGUGUAAACAUUUUCGAGACAUCCUGUACAUAAAGUUAACACUUACGGCUGUUUUUAAGAUUAAAUUAAAGCAACCAUUUUUUUCGAUUACAAAAUAUCACUAAACUAAAUAGGCGCUAUACUGAUUGAUGACUUUCUGGGAAGUCAUAAUUAUUUUAGUUUCUGGACGAUAAAUUGUGACAUUUGAUGUGUGAUUUUUGCAUGCUUUCAAUGAAACGAACACCAUUAAGGAGAAUUCUCUUUCAUUAAGGAAUUCUGCAGGGAUAGAAACAGAUGAAUGUCUAGUAGGGCAAAACUCGGAUCUUACCGCAGGUACAUUAAAAUCUUCCAUACAAGUUCUUUUAAUUUUUUUUAUAUAUGUGGUCUGGCGUCGACAUAAUGAAAAGCACGAUUUCCUUGAUCACUAGUUCCGGUCGAUUUUUCUCGUAAAAUUGAUUUUAACAGUAGGGAUUCGAAUUCAUUGUUUCGCCAGACGGCACGAGCUAGUGAUACACAAUUUCUCUUCAGUCCUACCUAACACAUGGCGUCACCUUCAUUGGCAUCAUUCUGGGCUUUGCUAUCUAUUAUAAAGUAUUUUAUUUCUGUUCAGUUGCAUAUUGUUGUUGUGUGUGAUCUUUUUUGCAUCAUCCGUGCAAAACUGAUCUCGCUGCGUUUCUGUAGAAUAGAUGGAAACACUAUCAAAUAAAUUUUUUGCACGAAUUCCGUAACACCCAAACAUCAAGCCUUUCUUGUGUGGCCAGCUUGUUUGCAAUGGUUAACUGUCCGGUUGUAGAUGUUUAAUUCGUUGUUGAUGUCAUGGCUACGCACGUAUCGCUCUUGCUCACCUUUCAUUCAAUUUCAUCGACUUUUCUGGUAUAUGGUAAACCACUACAAACAGCUCACUUCCAAAACGCAAGUGGCAGGAUUUUCCAAUAGCAAUUUUUCCGAUAACGCCUUUUGAGCUCUGACAGCUUUUGUAAAAAAAUAUACCCAAUUUUUGCAGAAGUUUCUUAUCUUGGAGGCGGAUCUAAUAUAUUAAAAAAACGUUUCACCAAUUUUUGUAAAUUUGCUGCUGUCAAACCUCAGUUUUCAAGCAGCACCAACGCCGAACUGAUGCAACUCAUACUUAUCAAACUACAUGAAUCAUCCAGGUAGAAAACACUGUCAGUUCUUUUAUCACCUAAUAUCUACUAUACAUAGUGUGGCAAAUAUUUUUGUUAUUACUUGGAAGGUCUAGCUUGACCUAUGUAGAACGAGGUGCAUAUGCGUAAAUAUUGCAACAAUCAGCAAGUUAAAUUGGGUAACAUUUCUAAAUAUUGCACCCUAAUACUGUUUCUAUAAUACUUUCCUUUUUAUGUGUU